CCAAGCUUGUACGUCUUCUCUUGCCGUAGUGUCUGGAACCGGAAGUUACCCCAGGCGUGCUCUUGGUUUUCGGGUGAGAACUGGUCUGGGUGUCCAUGUGGGAGCUGCUGCUAAGAUUUUGGGUUCCAAGCCCUGCCGAAGUCGAGUUCCCGCCCGUGUUUCAGGAAUUCUCUAGCGUGAGAGAUGACGUCCUUAGCCCAGCAACUGCAACGACUCGCCCUCCCUCAAAGUGAUCCCAGCCUCUUAUCUAGAGAUGAAGUUGCCUCUUUAUUGUUUGACCCCAAGGAAGCGGCCACCGUCGAUAGGGACACCGCCUUUGCCAUUGGAUGCACUGGCCUGGAGGAGCUACUUGGAAUCGACCCUUCCUUUGAGCAGUUUGAAGCACCCUUGUUCAGCCAGCUGGCAAAAACCUUGGAGCGCAGCGUUCAGACUAAAGCAGUGAACAAACAGCUGGAUGAAAACAUUUCGUUAUUCCUUAUUCACCUGUCCCCUUACUUCCUGCUGAAGCCAGCACAGAAGUGUCUGGAGUGGUUGAUUCGCAGGUUCCACAUCCACCUUUAUAAUCAAGAUAGCCUCAUUGCUUGUGUUCUACCGUACCACGAGACAAGAAUAUUUGUGCGGGUCAUACAGCUUCUAAAAAUUAAUAAUUCAAAGCACAAAUGGUUCUGGUUGUUGCCCGUUAAGCAAUCUGGAGUGCCCUUAGCUAAAGGAACCUUGAUUACCCACUGCUACAAAGAUCUUGGGUUCAUGGAUUUCAUUUGUAGUCUGGUAACAAAGUCUGUGAAGGUUUUUGCUGAGUAUCCUGGGAGUUCGGCUCAGUUGAGGGUGCUCUUAACUUUUUAUGCUUCUACCAUCGUGUCUGCCCUGGUGACUGCUGAGGACAUAUCCGACAACGUAGUUGCCAAGCUCCUCCCGUAUAUCCAAAAGGGAUUGAAAUCAUCUUUACCAGAUUACAGAGCUGCAACAUAUAUGAUAAUAUGUCAGAUUUCUGUGAAAGUGACAAUGGAAGAUACCUUCGUUAAUUCGUUGGCUUCACAGAUCACCAAAACAUUGACCAAAACUCCUUCUUUAGUCAAGGAUGGACUAGGUUGCUUGAUAGUGCUCCUGCAGAGACAGAAGCUGGAGAGUCUUGGGAAAAAGCCAUUUCCUCACUUGUGUAACGUUCCUGAUCUUAUUACCAUCCUUCAUGGAAUUUCUGAAACCUAUGACAUCAGUCCUCUUCUGCGUUACAUGCUGCCCCAUCUGGUCGUCUCCAUCAUUAAUCAUGUUGCAGGAGAAGAAACUGAAGGGCUGGAUGGCCAAAUCUACAGGAAACAUUUAGAAGCUAUACUUACAAAUAUAUCACUGAAGAACAACGUGGACCAUCUGUUGGCUAGCCUUCUUUUUGAAGAGUAUAUUUCAUACAGUUCACAGGAAGAAAUCGAUCCUAAUAAAGUAUCUUUGCUUAAUGAACAGUUUCUUCCACUUAUCAGACUUUUAGAAAGCAAAUAUCCCAGAACAUUAGAUGUUGUCUUAGAGGAACGCCUAAAAGAAAUUACAGACCUAAAAAAACAAGAGCUUUUCCACCAAUUUAUCUCUCUUUCUACAAGUGGAGGAAAAUAUCAGUUUUUAGCAGAUUCUGAUACCUCCCUGAUGCUCAGUCUGAAUCAUCCACUUGCCCCUGUGAGACUUCUGGCCAUUAAUCACCUGAAAAAUAUCAUGAAAACAUCAAAGGAGAGUAUCGAUGAGUCUUUCAUAAAAGAAGCUGUUUUAACACGAUUAGGUGAUGAUAGUAUAGACGUUGUUUUGUCAGCUGUAAGUGCUUUUGAGAUUUUCAAGCAACACUUUAGUCCUGAAGUGACUGUUUCAAAUCUUCUGAAUCUCUUUCGAAGAGCAGAACUUUCGAAAAAUAGGGGAUGGUACAAGGUACUAGAGAUUGCAGCAGACAUACUGAUUAAAGAAGAAAUACUGAGUGGAAAUGAGGUAUUGGCAAACCAGGUGGCUGUGCAUCUGCUUCCGUUUAUGGUCAUCGACAAUGAUGACAUGGAGUCCGCUGGGAUGAAAAUGGCUACUUAUUUAGCAAAAUCAGGAAUUUGCUCUCUGCACCCUGUACUAAGAGGCUGGAAAGGAGCUCUUGAAAAUGUAAUUAAAAAUACAAAGUCAGGAAAGCUAAUUGGUGUAGCAAAUAAGAAGAUGGUCGAGUUGUUGGCUGACAACAUAAAUUCAGGGGAUCCUUCUUCAAUGUUAAAGAUGGUGGAGGAUUUAAUCAGCAUUGCGGAAAAGGAGUCCUUUACCCCAAAGCAAAAAGUGACUUUUCACGUGAUCAUGGCCGUGCUCAUCUCUUGCUGUUCAUCUUUAAAAGAAACUCACUUUCCAUUUGCGAUAAGAGUCUUCGGUUUGCUGCAGGAGAAAAUAAAGAAGCUUGGGAGUGUCAUUACUGCAGUGGAAAUCCCCUCAGAUUGGCAUAUUGAGCUGAUGACUGACAGAGGGAUGCCAGCGGAGCUGUGGGCACAUUACAUACAACAGGUCAACACUGCCCAGAGGAUUGCCGUGGAGGACUCCGUGCUACUCGUAUUUUCGCUGAAAAAUUUUAUUCACACCCUAAAGGCUCCUAAAUCUUUCCCUAAAGGUGACGUGUGGUGGAGUCCUGAGCACCUGGAGGAAGACAGCCGAGACUACCUCCGCUUGCUCAUCGGGCUCUUUGAGACGCUCCUCACGGGAGCUGACGCUGUUCACUUCAGAGCCCUCAUGAAACUUUUCAUAAAGGAACAUCUAGAAGAUGUUUUCCAGUUAUUCAAGUUCUUUUCUGUUUUAUGGACCUAUGGUUCUAGCCUUUCAAAUCCACUGAAGUGCGGUGUGAGGACUGCUCUGCAGACUCAAGCUCUUUAUGCAGGCUAUGCACUGCUGUCCUCACAGAAGCCUCAGUGUAAGCACCACCUGGCGUCCAUGUCUUCUCCAGUGGUGCCAUCGCUACUCCUUAAUCUGGGAAGCCCCAUAAAAGAAGUACGAAGGGCGGCCAUUCAUUGUCUGCAGGCCCUCAACGGGGUGGCUUCCCAGUUUCACCUGGUAAUUGAUCACUUGGUCCCUAAAGCAGAGGAGAUCACCUCAGAUGCCACCUACGUCAUUCAGGAUUUGGCGACUUUAUUUGAGGAACUACAGAGAGAAAAGAAGCUGAAAUCUCAUCAGAAGUUGUCUGAAACUUUGAAAAACCUACUUUAUUGUGUCUAUAAUUCCCCUUCUUAUGUUGCAAAAGGUCUGAUGAAAGUGCUUCAGGAAGUCAGCAGUGAGAUGGUGCUUUCUCAGCUAUUGCCUGUGAUUGAACAACUGUUAGAAAAGAUCCAGAAGGAGCCCACAGCUGUCCUGCAAGAUGAGGCCAUUGUUUUGCAUCUCACUCUGGGGAAAUAUAAUGAAUAUUCAGCUUCCCUUUUACAUAAGGACCCAAAGAGUCUAGAUAUAUUUAUAAAAGCUGUGCACACAACAGAGGAACUUGGCACAGGAAUGCCAACCAUUCAGGUUACAGCCCUUGAAAAGAUUACGAAGCCAUUUUUUGCAGCUAUUUCAGAUGAAAAAGUUCAGCAGAAGUUUUUGCACAUGUUGUUUGACUUAUUGGUGAACUGUAAAAAUUCACAUUGUGCUCAGACUGUUAGCAGUGUUUUUAAAGGGAUUUCCGUGAAUGCUGAACAAGUCAGAACAGAACUGGAGCCACCAGAUAAAACUAAGUCCUUGGGCACAAUCCAGCAAACCAGGAGGCAGAAAAUGCAGCAGAAAAAAUCACAAGAUCUAGAAUCGGUUCAGGAAGUGGGAGGUUCUUACUGGCCAAGAGUAACCCUCAUCCUAGAAUUACUGCAGCACAAAAAGAAACUCAAAAACCCUCAAAUACUGAUACCGACUCUUUUCAACCUGUUGGCAAGGUGUUUAGAACCUUUGCCACCAGAGCAGGGAAAUAUGGAGUACACCAAACAGUUAAUUCUGAGUUGUUUGCUCAACAUCUGCCAAAAGCUCUCUCCAGAUGGCGGCAAAAUACCAAAAGACGUGCUAGAUGAGGAGAAGUUCAAUGUGGAACUGAUCGUCCAGUGCAUCCGCGUUUCCGAGAUGCCACAGACCCAUCACCACGCCCUUUUACUUCUGGGAACUGUGGCCGGAAUAUUUCCUGAUAAAGUUCUACACAACAUCAUGUCCAUUUUUACAUUUAUGGGAGCCAAUGUCAUGCGUCUAGAUGAUACUUACAGUUUUCAAGUUAUUAGCAAGACAGUGAAAAUGGUUAUUCCAGCACUUAUUCAGUCUGAUGGGGGAGGCUCUGUAGAAGCCACAAGAAACGUGGAAGACGUGGUGGUGAAGAUCAUGAGCGUGUUUGUGGACGCGCUGCCACACGUGCCGGCCCACAGGCGCCUGCCCAUCCUGGUGCAGCUCGUUGACACCCUCGGCGCACAGAGGUUCCUCUGGCUUCUCCUCGUCUUGCUGUUUGAACAGUACGUCACUAAGACAGUCUUGGCGGCUGCCUGCGGAGAAAAGGAUGCUAUUUUAGAGGCAGACACUGAAUUUUGGAUUUCAGUCUGCUGUGAAUUUAGUGUCCAGCAUCAGAUACAAAGCUUGAUGAAUAUCCUCCAGUACUUAAUAAACCUGCCAGAGGAAAAAGAAGAAACCAUUCCCAAAGCUGUAUCUAAUAAGAGCGAAUCACAAGAAGAAAUGCUACAGAUUUUUAAUGUAGACACUCACACUAGCAAGCAACUGCGACACUUUAAGUUUUUGUCAGUGUCCUUCAUGUCUCAGCUCCUGGCUUCCAAUCAUUUUAUCAGAAAGGUAGUUGAAAGUGGUGGUCCUCAGGUUUUAAAAGGCCUUGAACAGAGGUUGCUAGAAGCAGUUCUUGGCUACAUUAAUGCCGUCGCACAGUCCGUGGAGAAAAACGCAGACAAACUCACCGUGAAGUUUUGGCGAGCGCUCCUCAGUAAAGCUUAUGACAUGUUAGAUAAGGUCACUGCGUUGCUGCCCACAGAAACCUUCAUCCCUGUGAUUAGAGGGCUGCUGAGUAACCCACUGCCCUCUGUUCGCCGCAAAGCAAUGGAUCUUUUGAACAACAAGCUACAGCAGAAUGUAUCCUGGAAGAAGAAAACCGUUUACCAUUUCCUAAAACUGGUUCCAGUCCUUUUGGCCAUUGUGCAGCGUAAAAAAAAGGGAGUAGAAGAACAAGCAGUAAACAGACAGACAGCUUUGUAUACCCUCAAGCUUUUAUGCAAGAAUUUUGGUGCAGAAAACCCAGAGCCUUUCGUCCCAGUGCUGAACACCGCGGUGCAGCUGAUUGCGCCAGAAAAGAAGGAAGAGAAGAACGUGCUGGGAAGUGCCCUGCUGUGUGUGGCGGAGGUGGCCUCCACGCUGGACGCACUGGCCAUCCCCCAGCUGCCCAGCCUGAUGCCAUCCUUGCUGACAACAAUCCAAAGCAGUGAGCUGCUGCCUGGCGACGUCUAUCUGCUCAGCGCUUUGGCGGCCCUGCAGAAGGUGGUUGAGACUCUCCCCCACUUCAUCAGCCCAUACCUAGAAGGUGUCCUGUCACAGGUGAUCCACUUGGAGAAAAUCACUAGUGAAAUGGGUUCAGCCUCACAAGCUAAUGUCCGUCUCACGGCUCUUAAAAAGACGCUGGCUACCACUCUCUCACCCCGAGUCCUGCUGCCAGCCAUCAGCAAAACGUACAAGCAGAUUGAGAAGAACUGGAAGAAUCACAUGGGCCCAUUUAUGAGCAUCUUACAAGAGCACAUCGGGGUCAUGAAGAAGGACGAGCUCACCUCCCAUCAGGCUCAGCUCACCGUAUUUUUCUUGGAGGCCCUGGACUUCCGAGCACAGCACCCUGAGAAUGAUCUGGAAGAAGUUGGGAAAACAGAAAAUUGUAUCAUUGACUGUCUGGUAGCUAUGGUUGUAAAACUUUCUGAAGUCACAUUCAGACCUCUGUUUUUCAAGCUAUUUGAUUGGGCUAAGACAGAGGAUGCCCCAAAGGACAGACUAUUGACAUUUUACAACUUGGCCGAUUGCAUCGCUGAAAAACUGAAAGGGCUUUUCACUCUGUUCGCUGGCCACUUAGUGAAGCCUUUUGCUGACACCUUGAACCAGGUGAACAUCUCCAAAACAGAUGAAGCAUUUUUUGACUCUGAAAAUGACCCUGAAAAGUGCUGCUUGCUAUUACAGUUUAUUUUGAACUGUUUAUAUAAAAUCUUCCUUUUUGACACUCAGCAUUUUUUAAGUAAAGAGAGAGCAGAAGCCUUGAUGAUGCCCCUGGUGGAUCAGCUGGAAAACAGACUUGGAGGAGAAGAGACUUUCCAGGAACGGGUGACACAGCACCUGGUUCCGUGCAUUGCACAGUUCUCGGUGGCCAUGGCAGAUGAUUCUCUCUGGAAACCACUGAACUACCAGGUUCUGCUGAAGACAAGAGACUCCUCACCCAAGGUUCGAUUUGCUGCCCUGAUAACCGUAUUAGCACUGGCUGAGAAACUAAAGGAGAAUUACAUCGUCUUGCUACCAGAAUCCAUUCCUUUCUUAGCUGAGUUGAUGGAAGAUGAAUGUGAAGAAGUAGAACAUCAGUGUCAAAAGACUAUUCAGCGGCUGGAAGCUGUACUGGGAGAGCCGCUCCAGAGCUACUUCUGAAAUUUUCAUUUUUUGAUGUUUCAUACUCUGUUCAGAGUUUGGAUUUAUAUAUUUUUAUUUGGGGUUGUGUGGUACCAUGUUACUUUUGGUGCCUAAACACCUACUUGGACUUCACAAAAUUCCUAUCCGGUGUAUGUUCCAUAUAGGCCUCUCCUGCCAGUUGUAUGGAAUUGCAAAAAGAGUCAAUGAUAUGUGGUGGUUUUAUACAGACGGCUGUGUUUCUUUAAAUCUUUGUUACAGUCAUUCUUAACUGGUGUUAUUAAUAUCACAGACACGUUUAGUCUUAGCACCCAAAGCUCACGAUUUCUCAGACUGUAAAGCCUUAACUCUUCUGUAAAGGAAUGUCUUGUGCACAUGGUAUCCAGGUCAGAGAUUUUGUUCGAAGUAUUCAACUUUUCUUCAAGAAAAUGGGUUACUCAGCAGUUAAAGAAUGCUUCUGACUGUAAAGACAUUUGGAUUUUUACUUUUCCUUUUGGGUGGAUGAUACUUCAGCCUUAACUUUUUUCUGUGUGCCCAUGGAGGGAGGUAGUUCUGGAAUGUGCUUUUCAGUCAGGACUGAUUGUCUCCUUUAUCCUUCAGUCUUUUGCGGGAUGGAGGGGGAGAGGCAACAACAGGCUGUUUAUGAAGCGACCCACAGCCGACCGAUCCCACAAGCAGGAAAGGCCCAGAAACGCCAAGGGCGUGAGGGGCCCCCAGGAGAGAAUGAUCAUUUUCCCAUUGGUGGUUAGCCAGGAAUUACUCGUAUGAGAAAGAAAGAAAGUGCUACAUUCUUUUCAGAGCUUUGAAGUUCUCUCAUCUCUACUGUGUCACAGUGAAGCUGGAAAGUGAUGGCUCAAAUUAAACAACUCCGCCUUUAUUUAUUUUAUUUACGAGUAUGCCUUUUUAAACUUUAUAGCAUCUGAGAACUGCCCCACAGAAUGUUCUAAUUGAGUUUGAAAGCCUUUGGUCGAAUUUAAUAAAGAAACUUAGUGCAGGCAGUGACACUGCAGCAAAAGGCUGACGCACAGUUUAGAGGCAGCACACUGGAAUGUGUAUGCCUCUUCAGGAAAUGUUUUGGUAAAAUUCGGCCAUAAGUGCUGAUAACUUCAUUUCAAAAAACAUGGUAAGCUAUUGUAUUUAUUCUAUCAAAGAAACAGUCUUAGGUCUUAGUUGUAUCUCCAGGUCAAACGAAAAUGAACUGUGUUUAAGACUGAGAGGAAAAUCCCAGUCAUGCAACCUGAUGUUCUCUUAUGAAGGAAACAAUUACCCUGCCUUCUACCACUUUCCCAAACUGCUGCCCCCACCCAUGUUUUUUUGAGUUUGGCAAGACUCAGCAUAAUGAAUUAACAUGAAAAGGUGGAAAGGAAUUAAGUGCUAGAAGUUCCUAUACUGAGCACUUUUAAAAAGUAAGAUUGGUAAUAGUAUUCCUUUCAGUAUAUGGAUACAAAUAAUAUCUAACUGAAAUCUGUUAGGAAAAUACUAAAUCCUGGCAGAAUCCCACCCAGCAAUUUAAUAUGAUAAAAUGA
Rhinolophus ferrumequinum (greater horseshoe bat) is the source of this 8114-nucleotide messenger RNA. It is a transcript of the gene HEATR1, whose product is annotated as HEAT repeat containing 1. The record is from RefSeq and is a predicted model, not a curated record. Bases 184 to 6609 code for a protein of 2141 amino acids. Gene Ontology annotation, molecular function: snoRNA binding. Lineage: Eukaryota; Metazoa; Chordata; Mammalia; Chiroptera; Rhinolophidae. Gene Ontology annotation, cellular component: t-UTP complex; 90S preribosome; small-subunit processome. Gene Ontology annotation, biological process: positive regulation of transcription by RNA polymerase I; maturation of SSU-rRNA from tricistronic rRNA transcript (SSU-rRNA, 5.8S rRNA, LSU-rRNA). The transcript is spliced from 45 exons.